Culex pipiens pallens (northern house mosquito) is the source of this 4669-nucleotide messenger RNA. RefSeq names its product protein prickle-like. The record is from RefSeq and is a predicted model, not a curated record. Lineage: Eukaryota; Metazoa; Arthropoda; Insecta; Diptera; Culicidae. Gene Ontology annotation, molecular function: zinc ion binding. The coding region runs from base 1515 to 4256 and encodes 913 amino acids. The transcript is spliced from 8 exons.
ACCGUUUGCAAGUAAUAGAGCCAUGCUUCAUCACCAAGAAAUGGAAGGAAUAAUUUCACAAUUCGAAAAGAUGAUUAACGAGUACGUGAAAAUUUCUUGCUUACUUUUUCAAAAGGUCCUAUGUACCUAGGAAUCCCAUGGCUCAAAAAAGUAAUCUAGAAUUGCCUUUAUGAUUAAUUUAUAUUUUACAAAAUGUGAAAAACUUUUUUUUCUGUUAUGAGUUUACUAUUUUCUAUGGUUUUGUUACAAUUUUCUGCAUAAAACAACGUUAUAAAACAAAUUCAUGACUCAUCCAAUCGCUCUCCCUCACAACACCCCUGCUCGGGACUCCCUACUCCACUUCCAACUCCCGCGAAAAGGGCAGGUAUCGCUCGCUGGUUAGCACCGCACUCUCGAGUAACAAACGCAACAAAAAAUCGUAACAAGUCUACACGACCAGACUCUCCUCCUGCGGGGUUUCCCAUGAGUGAGCGAACGGUUCCAGCAACGCUUGCUAUGACCCUUUCGCCGGUGUGCUGUAUCGUCCUCCCUGUGUUGUGUUGUAUUCGCGCGUGGCCUGCUUCGAAACUUCAACUUCAACUCCGGCUGUCGUCGUCGUCGGGGCGCAUCCAUAUUGGCGCGCAAUCGAGUGCGCAUGCUUCUACGCGCCGUGAAGAACUUGAAGAGAGUGGAAGCAGAGAGGAUGAAACGAAACGAAACAGAGAGGGAAGAACGUUCCGUUUGGCACUUGAGGGGAAUCAGUGUAACGUCGGAGGUUUAUCGUACCGUACGUACGUGCGAGUUCCGCGUACGAGCGCGACUUGGUGUGUUUUGGUUCAGCGUUCUUCUUUUGCUUUUUGGGGUUGAGUUUGAUCGCGCGCUCGCGUGUGGAGUACGAGAAACCCCGGAAGUAACCGCUCGUGGCCGUUGAUCCAGUUCCACAUCCACAGAAGGUGAUGCACAUGUUGCUCAACCCGAAACGUGUAGUUGUUUAUUUGUUUAGCAGUUUCAACGCGAUCCAGUUCGUCGGGGCCCAGACUUCCAGUAGCAGAGUGUAUACAGAAAGAGAAGCUGUAGCACAGAAGCUGGAACGGCCGGUGUUUAUCUCCGUUUGAUGUGGUGCAAGAAGAAGCAAUAACACAGUCGAGGUCGUACCAUCUUUUGAGGGCGAGAAUAUCCAAGAAAAGUGAAAAUGAGCUAAAGGUUCGACCCCCCCUGUAAUUUCGGUAAUCAUUUGAGUGGCAACCUUUUGUGUGCGUGCAAUAUCUUCAUCACAGCAAAUACAACAACAACAACACAGCUAAAACCACCCCCUGAGGAUUAUUUUGGUGGUAUUGGUAAUAGUAGAAGUGACGGGAAAGGGUCGUCGCCACCCACGAUACAGUUUGGCGUCGCCGGUGUCGACGUCGUCGUCGAUGGUAGACAAUCUACCCCUACGGAAGAGGGAGAGUGCCCUGGGCCCGGAGGAGCUGUAACAUGCUGGUUCGGUUGGAGGACGUAAACUGAUCGCUUCGCCGACCCCCGCCGUCAGCACCAUGUCAUCGUACCCGUACCAGAAUCCGUCGUCCUACGAGCCGUACGACGCCGCCGUUCCGCCGCGGGUGCCAAUGAGUCCGGUGCAUCUGCAGCAGCAUCACCCUGCCGCGUACUCCAAGUCGCUGGUUCAACCCACGUCCAGUCCUUCCGUCGGGGACUUUCUACCUCCUCUUCAACCCCACGACGGUGGCGGCGGUCCUCACGGGGGUCCCCGCUCAAUCUACAGCGCCCACGCGCUAGCCUCGUCCCAAGCCCUUCACCAGCAGCACCAACAGCUUCACGGAGCCGUCCCAUAUCUUCCGGGGCCACCCCCUCCGGGGCCUCCCUACCACCACUCGCCACGUGGCAGCGCCGGAAGCACAACCAGCAGUCAACAGUCCUCGAGCUUCCCGCCGAAUUUCCCGCCAAAUGUCCACCACCAGGUCGGGCCAGGUGUCCCCGGACCGAUGAUCGGCCACAACUACUCCCAGUCGGACGACGACAGCGGGUGCGCCCUCGAGGAGUACACCUGGGUGCCGCCCGGACUCCGGCCAGAUCAGGUCCACCUGUACUUCUCGGCCGUCCCGGAGGACAAGGUGCCGUACGUAAACAGCAUCGGCGAGCGGCACCGGGUUCGGCAGCUUCUCCAGCAGCUUCCACCACACGAUAAUGAGGUGCGAUACUGCCAUUCACUGACCGAUGAAGAGCGCAAAGAGCUGAAGCUGUUCUCGGCCCAACGGAAGCGGGAAGCCCUCGGCAGGGGCACCGUCAAGCAGCUGGCCAACAAUCAGAUCUGCGACGGGUGUGGCGAAUGCAUCUCAUCCGGCGACAUGGGAGUGACGGCGUCCCGGUUCGACGCGGGCACCUGCUGGCAUCCGGCCUGCUUCGUGUGCUCGGUGUGCAAGGAACUGCUCGUCGAUCUGAUCUACUUCCACCGCGAGGGCCGCCUGUACUGCGGUCGGCACCACGCGGAGACCCUCAAGCCACGCUGCUCGGCAUGUGACGAGAUCAUCUUGGCGGACGAGUGCACGGAGGCGGAGGGACGGGCGUGGCACAUUAAGCAUUUUGCCUGUUUCGAGUGCGAUAAGCAGCUCGGGGGACAACGCUACAUAAUGCGCGACGGUAAGCCGUACUGCCUGCACUGCUUCGACGCCAUGUUCGCCGAGUAUUGCGAUUUUUGCAGCGAACCCAUCGGCGUGGACCAGGGCCAGAUGAGCCACGACGGCCAGCACUGGCACGCCACGGACAACUGCUUCGCGUGUAGCACCUGCCGCUGUUCCCUGCUGGGACGGCCAUUCCUGCCCCGACGAGGGGAAAUUUACUGCUCGAUAGCGUGCAGCAAGGGCGAACCUCCCACACCGUCGGAGGCAUCCUCCGGCCUUCCGAUGAACAACUGCGUUGCGACGAUGAUGCUGCCGGGGUCAGGGAACCGGACUAGGUCGAUUCGGCGGAAUGUCACCGACGAACUGCUACUGCCAGAUUAUUCACCGCAUUUGCCAAAGUCUCCGGAACCGCUGCAGAGUCCGAUCAGUGAGCGAAGUACGCCGCACUCGAGUCCGGCCAAGCAGAACCAACAGCAGCAACAGCAGUCUUCGGUUCGGUCCAGUCCGAUUCAGCAGCAGCUGCAGUUCCAGCUUGAGGCGUCUACGAUGGCCAGUGAGGUGGCCACCAACUACUCAACCUCGGUCGACAACGACAAUGUACAAACCUACACCGGAACCGGUGGCAGUGGGGCCACUUCGCCCAUCUCGUCCCGACCCUGCACGGAACCCGGUGACUUUGUGGAUCACUACUCCAACGCAAGCCAACACGAGUCCCUGCCACCAAUCCUCAACUCCUCGAGUCAACGCCGAAUCCCGCAGUGUUCACCGGAGCUUAACCGGCUACUCCACAAAGACCGCAGCCGGCAACCGCUGGAUCUGACCGACCUCACCCUAAGUCUCAGUCUGGACAACUGGCAGGACAAUCGGCACGAGCAGAUCUCCGGGUCCGGAACUGGAAUCGUCCACGCCGGAAUAGCCAAAAUGAACCCCUCGCUGACCUCAUCGAUGCCCGAGCUGACCCAGCAGCAGCAGAUGCAGUUCCAGCAGCAGUUUGAACCGUACGACGACAUUAGCCCGUUGGACAAAGCAAGUGCAAUAGACCCGCUGGACGAUGGCAUCCAGAAUGCGUCCGACGCGUCGCACUCGAUCGUCGAACUGCCAACCCCGCCGCCAAUAGUUAUUAAGAAAGAAGUCCGCUUCGAGGGCGACUUCCAGGACUCCCUCCCUCGGUCCAAGAGCUACGGCAGCCGGUCCUCCUCCAGCUCGUCCCGCUCGAAAUCGUCCAAAUCGCGACGAAAAUCGAGCAGCCACCACAACCACAGCCACCGUUCCUCGUCCGAGUACUCGUCGUCGUACGAUCGGCACGACCGCCAUGGCGGCCACCACGAACGAUCCUCUUCCACCUCCUCCACCCGAAGAUCGCCCCGGCGGAGGCCACGCCACGUGCACGAGCACGAAGCCCCGGCCAUCGGCGACGAGGACGACUCGGACGUGCGGUCCGUCUGCUCGACCUGUUCGUCCAGCUCUUCGAGCGCCGACGACACCGUGUACGAACUGCCCAUGCGGCGGACCUACGGCGGAACGCGCAUCCACUACAUGCCAAACAACUCGAUCGCGUGCGCCCGGAAGCGGAAACAGCUCGGCGUGCCACCGAAUGCAGGGGGAGGAGGCGGCGUCGGUCCGUAUGAGAAAGACAAUAAAAAUUGUAUCAUUUCGUGAGAAUGUUUGCGGCGUUUUUGCGCAACGUUUCCCAAUUGUGACCAAAAUGUAAAGCAAAAGUAUUUAAAAAUGUCCGUUCGUUUGUUGCGCGCCGAACGGAGUGUAUAAAGUUAGCAUCAGAAAGAGAGAAAUUAUGCAAGUUUGAACGUAUUUUCAUUGUUUGGAUUGAAAUUUUAGCAUGAGAAGAGCAGAUUUAACGAAAAAAAGAAGCAUAUUUUAAAGUCGAAACGUAAAAUACUCGAAAACAUAUUUUGUGAGAUUUUUAAGGUUCAUGUCGCGUACGCAGUUCAUAGAUCACACCAACAUACAAAGGGUAGAUUGUAUUCAAUGCUCAUAUCUUUAGUGUUAAGAUCUUUUAUACAUACAGUUUGAUAGAGUUAAUUUUUUACCGAACAGUUGAAAGAAGAUGCAGA